AUGGAGAUUUGCAAAUUUCUUCUUGUGAGUUCAUACUCUUCAUAUUUCUUUUGUGUGUACACAGAUCUUUAUGGUUGUUUCUUGAGCUUCUAUGAUGUUGUCACACGACUCACACCUCGUAGAGGACCAUUCAAGAUCAAUGGUGUUCCUUUAAGAUGUGUUAAGGUGGUCAGAGAACUAUCUGAGCAAGCAGUAAUCUAUAAGUUGAAAAGAAUGAUACAAGACGUGCUUGGAAAUGAGUUCUAUGCUCGUGCUUACAUGGAGUCGAAUGUUAGAGUCAAGUGCUGCUCAUAA
Molecule: messenger RNA, 294 nt
Organism: Arabis nemorensis
Lineage: Eukaryota; Viridiplantae; Streptophyta; Magnoliopsida; Brassicales; Brassicaceae
Source: the annotation of a GenBank genome assembly